CAUUUUCAGUUUUGUUUUCUUAGCCAAAUCCGUGAAGUAUUUUCUUCUUAUUCCAUAUUUCAUUUUCAUCUAUGCUUCACAAGAGUUUUUUUUAUAAAACCGUUGUGUUCUUCUCAGACUGAGGCAUUCCAUUUUCACUUUUGCUUUUGGAGUUGCUGCUAACAACCACCCACUCUCCUCUAUCACCUUCAAUUUUGUACCCCCACUUAUGGAUCUCAAUUUCCUUUGGUUUUGACUAGGGAAAAGCUAGCAGAGUGAAGAACAAAGCCAGAAAUAAUGAAAAAGUUACUAGUAGUAGUACCACUCUGCAUGUUUUUGUUGGUUCUUUUUGUUGAAGCUGCCCCUCAAGGAUCUCUCAUCACACAACUCCCUGGUUUUUCUGGCAAAUUCCUCUCCAACCAUUACUCAGGAUAUAUAAGUAUUGAAGGAAAUGCUGAGAGUGGGAAGAAUCUGUUCUACUACUUUGUUAGUUCAGAAAGAAAUCCAAGGAAUGAUCCAGUUGUUCUAUGGCUGAAUGGUGGGCCUGGUUGUUCAAGCUUUGAUGGAUUUGUUUAUGAACAUGGGCCAUUCAACUUUGAGGCUGCAAAAUCAAAAGGGAACCUACCCACUUUGCAUAACAAUCCUUACAGCUGGUCGAAGAUUUCCAACAUUAUAUAUUUGGAUUCACCAACUGGCGUUGGCUUCUCUUACUCAAAUAACAUAAGCAAUUACAUAACUGGGGACCUACAAACUGCUUCUGAUACUCAUGCUUUCCUCUUAAAGUGGUUUGAGCAAUUUCCAGAAUUCCAGACUAAUCCAUUUUAUGUUUCUGGGGAGUCUUAUGCUGGAAUUUAUGUACCCACUCUAGCUUUUGAAAUUGCUAAAGGAAUCCAGAGUCGUGCAAAGCCCGUGAUCAAUUUGAAGGGUUACAUGGUGGGAAAUGGUGUCACGGACCCGAUAUUUGACGGUGAUGCUUAUGCUUUUAUACCAUUUGUGCAUGGGAUGGGCCUUAUAUCCGACACUAUGUAUGAGAACGUGCAAGCUACUUGCAAAGGACCCGAUUACAAUUCUAAAUCUAAUCCUGUGGGUGGUACAUGCAAUACGAACAUGGAUAAAGUUAGUAAGGCUGUUGAGGGGCUUAAUGUGUACAAUAUAUUAGAGCCAUGCUACCAUGAUCCUGAAAGUGUAACAAAUGGAAGCUCUAAUUUGCCAUUAAGUUUCCAAAAAUUAGGGGCAACAGAGAGACCUCUCCAAGUGAGAAAGAGGAUGUUUGGUAGAGCUUGGCCUUUUAGGGCACCAGUCAGAGAUGGCCUUGUUACCUUAUGGCCUCAAUUAAUGGCUGCCCAAAGGAGACAUGUCCCUUGUGUUAAUGAUGAAGUAGCAACCACAUGGCUAAACAACGAUGCAGUCAGGAAAGCCAUUCAUGUUGAUAAGGCAAGUGGUGCAUGGCAAUUAUGCACUGAUAGGAUAAGUUUUCGACAUGAUGCUGGUGGCAUGAUUCCUUACCACAAGAAUCUAACAAGAUUGGGCUAUCGAGCACUUAUUUUCAGUGGUGAUCAUGAUAUGUGUGUACCAUUUACUGGAAGUGAGGCUUGGACCAGAUCUUUGGGAUACAAGGUUGUGGAUGAGUGGAGGUCAUGGAUCUCCAAUGACCAAGUUGCUGGGUACUUACAAGCAUAUGAGAACAACCUUACCUUCCUUACAGUAAAGGGAUCUGGGCACACAGUACCGGAAUAUAAGCCACGGGAAGCACUUGAUUUUUACAGUCGUUGGUUGGAAGGAAAAUCAAUUUAAUUGUAAAUCCACCAACCAAAAUUAUAAUAAUAAACAUUUAUAUAUGCACAAAGUUGCCAAGUGAUUAACUUUGUGUCCCCCAACAUGUUUUUACCUGCGAUUCACCCUUUGUAUUAACCAUAUGUAAGGGUUUAUUAAAUAUAUUUAGUGAAUUUAAUUGGUUUUAUAUCUCAA
Messenger RNA from Medicago truncatula (barrel medic), 1947 nucleotides. NCBI's taxonomy places the organism in Eukaryota, Viridiplantae, Streptophyta, Magnoliopsida, Fabales, Fabaceae. The record is from RefSeq and is a predicted model, not a curated record.